Molecule: messenger RNA, 1192 nt
Organism: Prosopis cineraria
Lineage: Eukaryota; Viridiplantae; Streptophyta; Magnoliopsida; Fabales; Fabaceae
Product: WAT1-related protein At1g25270-like
Exons: 7
Coding region: 1-1173 (390 amino acids)
Cellular component (GO): plasma membrane
Molecular function (GO): transmembrane transporter activity
Source: RefSeq, a predicted model, not a curated record
AUGACAGCUGUAUGGAAUGUGGUGGAGGGGUUGAAGCCGGCGAUAUUAAUGGUGGCGGUUCAGAUAGCAUUCACGGCCCUGAAUGUGAUGUACAUGCUCGCCGUCGAUGACGGAAUGAGCCUGAGAGUCGCCGUUGCUUACCGCUUUAUCUUCGCUACUGCUUUCAUUGCUCCCCUUGCUCUCGUCCUCGAAAGGAACAAAAGACCAAAGAUGACUUGGACCGUACUCUUUCAGGCAUCUCUAUGCGGGUUAUUUGGAGGAUUAACACAAAACUUUUACUUGGAAUCAUUGGCCUUGACAUCUGCAACAUUUGUGACGGCGAUGGCCAAUCUCACACCAGCCGUCACCUUUAUCCUGGCCGUCUUCUUCCGUUUGGAAAGACUGAAUUUAAAAACAGCAGCAGGAAAAGCCAAGAUGAUUGGAACAAUUAUAGGAAUAAUUGGGGCUAUGAUUAUAACAUUCUUCAAAGGCAUAGAAAUAACAGGGUUCUUCCACAUCACUCUCUUGCAUCCCCAUAAAAGACACGCGGCAUCACCACACUCUUCCUCUGGUAGUAACAUCCUCUUGGGUUCUCUUUGUGCUCUGGCAAGCUGCCUUGCCUAUGCCUUGUGGCUCAUCACUCAGACUAAGAUGAGUAAAAGUUACCCAUGUCAUUACUCAAGCACCGCUUUGAUGAGUUUCAUGGCAUCACUCCUUUGUACUGUUGUUGCUCUUUGCCUUGAGAAGGAUUGGACUCAAUGGAAGUUAGGUUCCAAAGUUAGGCUUCUCACAACAACUUAUUCAGGAAUAGUAAUUUCUGGAGCAAUGGUGGUGGUGUUGACAUGGUGUAUGCAUAUGAGAGGCCCUCUUUAUGUCUCUGCUUUCAAUCCUCUUUUGCUUCUUUUUGUCGUCAUUUGUGGCUUUUUCAUGUUAAAUGAGAAGCUACAUCUUGGAAGUGUAAUAGGAGGGGUGUUAAUAGUGUGUGGAUUAUAUGUGUUUCUGUGGGGAAAAGACAAAGAGAUAAAGAAGAUGAAUCAGCAACGUGUUUCAUCAUCAGAAAACCUUCAUGAAGAAAUCAAAGUCGGAUCUCCUGCAGAAGACAAACAUAGUCCUCAUAACAAUAAUUGUGAGGUUCAAGUUGUUGUGAGCGAUCGAGAUCAUUCAUCACAAAAUGCAAGUGAAGCAGUAGUAUAAGAAAUUUGGAUAGUCAGAU